AUGAUCGACUGGGUCUGUGCAGUCAAUGGGCGGGAUGCGGAGGUGGUGAAUAUCAUUUCUAUCCUUAUCCUUCCGUGUGCAUUGAAAAAAGAGGCUGCAGGUCAGCCCUCACCUUAUGCACAACCAACCGCCCUCCUAUUUCCAUCCACUCCACCGCUCCGUCUUGGUAUCCGACAGGGGUAG
Molecule: messenger RNA, 183 nt
Organism: Penicillium diatomitis
Lineage: Eukaryota; Fungi; Ascomycota; Eurotiomycetes; Eurotiales; Aspergillaceae
Exons: 2
Coding region: 1-183 (60 amino acids)
Source: RefSeq, a predicted model, not a curated record